Pseudozyma hubeiensis SY62 is the source of this 879-nucleotide messenger RNA. RefSeq lists its product as hypothetical. The record is from RefSeq and is a predicted model, not a curated record. The coding region runs from base 1 to 879 and encodes 292 amino acids. Gene Ontology annotation, molecular function: RNA binding. The transcript has a single exon. NCBI's taxonomy places the organism in Eukaryota, Fungi, Basidiomycota, Ustilaginomycetes, Ustilaginales, Ustilaginaceae. Gene Ontology annotation, cellular component: U12-type spliceosomal complex; nucleolus. Gene Ontology annotation, biological process: positive regulation of mRNA splicing, via spliceosome.
AUGUCUCGUCCACCGGAGCUGGAUCGCAACCAGGAUGCCACCUGCUACAUCGGCAACAUUGACGACCGCGCCACCGACGCCAUCGUGUGGGAGCUCAUGAUCCAAGCUGGUCCCUUGGUCAACCUCCACCUUCCCAAGGAUCGCAUCACCCAGUCUCACCAAGGAUACGCGUUCGCCGAGUUUCAGACCGAGCAGGAUGCCGACUAUGCAUGCAAGGUCAUGAACGGUCUCAAACUCUACGGCAAACCCAUCCGCGUCAACAAAGCUUCCAACGACCGCAAGCAGAUCGACAUUGGGGCCAAUCUGUUCGUCGGCAGUCUCGAUCCCGCUGUCGACGAACGCCUGCUGUUCGAGACCUUCUCGGCUUUUGGAGGCAUCAUCGGCUUGCCCAAGGUUGCCAGAGACCCGACGAGCGGAGAACCCAAAGGAUUCGCUUUCGUCUCUUUUGACAGCUUCGAAGCUGCCGAUGCUGCCAUACAAGCACUCAACGGACAGUUCCUGCUCAACAAGAACAUCACCGUCGACUACGCCAUCAAGAAAGACAGCAAGAAUGGCGAACGACACGGCACCGCUGCGGAGAGACUGCUCGCUGCUCAAGCUCGAAAGAACAAUGCUCUGCCAACACAACCCUACCCACAGCAGCUGGGGCAGCCACCACGUCCGAUGGGCGCUCCUUACGCUCAGCCACCUGGUGCUGCACCUACGGUACCUCCCAACGCCAACCCUCAAGCCGGAUGGAGUACGUAUGCGCAGCAUCAACAGCAGGUUGCGUAUCCUCCGGAGGUACCACAGCAGCAGCAGCAGCACUACCCACAAAAUCCACCUGCCAUGCACAUGACUUCCGGCGCUCCGCCUGCUUAUCCGCAAUAUCAGCAGUAG